Molecule: messenger RNA, 1336 nt
Organism: Melopsittacus undulatus (budgerigar)
Lineage: Eukaryota; Metazoa; Chordata; Aves; Psittaciformes; Psittaculidae
Product: neuroguidin-like
Exons: 9
Coding region: 264-1319 (351 amino acids)
Biological process (GO): maturation of SSU-rRNA from tricistronic rRNA transcript (SSU-rRNA, 5.8S rRNA, LSU-rRNA)
Cellular component (GO): nucleolus; small-subunit processome
Source: RefSeq, a predicted model, not a curated record
CUAUGGGUGGGGUAUCUAUAGAGUCUAUGGACUUCUAUAGGGGUGUAUUUGGCGUCAAUAACGGCCUAUAGGGUGUCUAUAGGGCCCUAUAGGGCUCUAUGGGAUGUCUAUAGAGAUCUAUGGGGCAUCUAUAGGGUUCUAUGGGGCUCUAUGGGAUAUCUAGGGAUCUAUGGGGUAUCUAUAGGGGUCUAUGGGAUGGCUAUAGGGGUCUGUGGGGUAUCUAUAGAGGUCUAUGGAGCUCUAUAGGAUGUCUAUAGGGGUCUAUGGGACUCUAUAGGGCUCUAUGGGGCUCUACGGCGCUUCCGUCCCGCCCAGUCCCGUUCUUCGCCCUCCCAUUGGCCGCGCCCCCCGCCCCUCACUCGCUCCUCCCCUCCCUAUUGGCCAACACCGCCCUUAGCCCCGCCCCUGACGCCCGAUGCUCGCCUCCCAUUGGCCAGCUCCGCGUCCCUCACGCCUCCCGCCCAGCGCCUGGUAGGCGGGACUUCCCCCCUCCUCCUCGCCCUCCCAUUGGUCCGUCCUCCCAGAGCCGCUCUCCUAUUGGCUGCAGCCCUUUUACCUCAGCCCUCAGAUCCAAGAUGGCGGCGGCGGAGGCGGUCGCGCUGCUGGAGGCUCUGCAGGGGCAGGUUGCUGCAGUCACUGACCAUAUCCGGUUGCUGCUGCUCCGGGUGCGGGGGGGGGGGCUCCGCACCGAGAAGGUGCUGGAGAAGAUGCGCCCCAUAGAGCACCGCAUCAAGUACCAGGUGGAGAAGCUGCUCCGGGCGGCCAUGACAGGGGCCCCAGGAGCCGAGCACCCCUUGGCCUUCCAUCCGGAGCCCUCCAACAUGGCCCAGGAACCGGACCCAGCCCCAUUGAAGCCCCCUGGCUUAGGGGGCGGGCGCCGCUACGUCCCACCCCACAUCAUCCCAGUGCAGUAUGAUUCUAUGGGGCGCGAGCAGCGGGCGCAGGAGGCCGCGCGGCGCAGGGCGCUCAGCAGCUCAGUGCUGAGGGAGCUGAGGGAUGAGCUCAGUGAUGCCCCACAGGAGCUAUGGGGCAGCCGUGGGGCAGGGGGAGAGAGGCCCAGCAAGGGAGAGGUGGAGAGGACCCUAUUGGAGGAGUCCCUCCUCGUGCGCCUGAGUGAGCCCCGCGGGGCUCGGCGCCGGCGCCGCCUGAUGACGUCAUCGGGGGGCGGGGCCUUGGCCUCCAUCACCCACUUCGGGGCCUCGGCCGCCCUCUGGGAGCCGACCAAUCAGGAGCCGGCUCCGGCCAAGAGGAGGAGGAAGGUGACCAAUGGGAAGAGGAGGAGGAAGGGUUUCCGUUGGCGGCGCGGAGAGCCACAUUAAAGCUCAUUUGCAUAUCG